AUGGCCUGUGAUUGCAAGUGUGGGCAGGUGCUGCAGGCUGAGCUUGCCGAGCUCAAGCAGCGACGACAAGAGCUGCGCGAGGCCUUCAAAGCUAACAAAGCACACAUGAAGGCCGCGCAGAAGCGAAAGGCCAAGUUGGUCAAGGCGCAGUCUGGUUUUGUUCUUGCCUGUUGA
This is a messenger RNA of Cladocopium goreaui, 174 nucleotides long. Lineage: Eukaryota; Dinophyceae; Suessiales; Symbiodiniaceae. The record is from the annotation of a GenBank genome assembly.